AAUUUUUCUCACAUCCAACUUUAUCUUCUCUGCCCUCAUCUUCCUUCACUAAUUACAGUUGUGCCACUCUGGUUAUGCUAGCUUCCUUGGACCGGCGAGAAAGAUUUUGAAAAGCCGCAGAUUUGCUAAGCAUGCCGGUUGUAAACUCGAAGAACGCUAACCGGAAAGGAGCCACCGGAGGAGAAACCGAGAAGAGUCGCCGAGGAAAGCUACAGGAGAAAGCGAUGUCGUUCCACGGCAGAGGAACGAUGCCUCAUCCGAAUCCAGGAGAGCUUCGAAGGCCGAAGACUCUACCGGAGUUAUUCUCCAGCGGUCGAACCGCCGCCGUCGAACCGGUGUCUUCUAAACCGCCGCGUCUGACGAAACUGCUCCUCAACGUGACGGUUCAGGGGAGUUCAGGAGCUCUGCAGAUUAUAAUUUCGCCGGAAUCCACCGUGGACGAUUUGAUCGACGCUGCGGUUCGUCUUUACGUGAAGGAAGCUCGCCGACCUUUCUUACCGGAAUCUGAACCGUCCCGGUUUGAUCUCCAUUACUCGCAAUUCAGCCUCGAAAGUAUAGGAAGAGAACAGAAGCUGAUCUCGCUUGGGUCAAGGAACUUUUUCUUGUGUGGUCGGAAAGAGAACGGAGGAUUGGUCCGGAGUGGAUCGUCGGAGUCUUGUUCAAAGGAAGCAGAGAAAGCGGGGAAAACUGGUUUUCACUGGCUCAAAUUCAUGGGUUUCUAGACGUUUUUUACCAUUUUUAAAUUUAAUUCAAACUUCUAUUUUUAUUUUUUUCAUUUUUUUAGGAAAUAAAUAUUGAUUUAAGGAAACUUCGUGUUACCUUCCUAGGAAGGACAAAAAGAUAGGGAUUGUUUGCUCUAUUAUAUGAGUCAAACGUUUAAAAUCUGUGUACAUAUAUCUAGUAUUCUAGUUUACAAAAAAAAAAAUAUAUAUAUCUAGUAUUCUAGAUAAGAAGAAACAAAGAGAAAAAAAACAAAGUCAUUAGCUAGUGGGGUAUAAUGUAUUUUUAAUCAAAUUAUAUGCCAAUAAUUGUAAUCGUUUUUUGUUCAUUUUUAUAUCUGUUGUUUGUAAGAAAUGUGGUUCGGACU
Raphanus sativus (radish) is the source of this 1087-nucleotide messenger RNA. RefSeq lists its product as uncharacterized. Lineage: Eukaryota; Viridiplantae; Streptophyta; Magnoliopsida; Brassicales; Brassicaceae. Bases 132 to 722 code for a protein of 196 amino acids. The transcript is spliced from 2 exons. The record is from RefSeq and is a predicted model, not a curated record.